AACUCGCGCCUUUCUCUCACACACGCAAUAAAUUCUUAAUAACAGAAAACUGUCAAAUUAUCAACUCGUAUAAGUGUUUUAUAUUUAAGUUUAAUAAUAUUUAUCAAGAAGUUUUAGUGAAAUCUAAAAAGGACUUUAGUGAAGUGAAAUGCUCGCAAGUUUUUCUUUAGCGCUAAACUGUACUUUGUUUCGGAAAUGGUGAUAUCGACCCACGGGGAGUGUUUAUGAGACGUUCUACAGUGGAAUGAAAUAUCUGUGAUAAUGUUUGCUAUAACGGCUGUGUUCUGUGCGCUCGUGCACGUCGGGUGGACAGUGCCCUACGGCUCCGACAAGUGCAUGCGAGAUACCGAUAGGGACUCUGAAAGUAACGUUAUCUGUAAAAUUCGCACUUUAGAUGGAGACGGAAGCAGUAUAUCAUCAGUACACUCAGAGACGAGUCGUCUAUCUAUCGAAUGCAAUCAUCUUUUGUUAUUCGAAAGUUCACUUCGGGCGCAUUAUUUUAGCCCUGUUGUGAGUCUCACCGAUCUUUCUAUAAGUAACUGCAAACUACUUAGUGUUCCGGAUAAUACUUUUCAAGAUCUGAAUAAAUUAAGGCGACUAAAACUUCGCUCAAAGAACUCUGAGUGGAGUCCUAUCAAGAACUUGGAAUUAACUUUGAAGUCUUUCAAUGGAUUAUCGGAACUGCAGUCGUUAGAUCUCGCUCAAAAUAACAUCAAGUUUGUUCCUUCCGGAGUAUUUUGCUCUCUGGAAAACUUAAAUACAUUAAAUUUAACGCGUAAUAGAAUAAGAACCGUCGGACAGAUUGGUUUUGGCUCUGGAUGUGGUUCCGGUCUUCAUACGCUUGAUUUAAGUUAUAAUGAAAUCAAGACAUUAUCUGAAGAUUCUGAAUUGUUAAAAUUGAGAAGUUUGCAACAAUUAUAUUUGCAACACAAUAAUAUUACUGACAUAUCAAGUGAAGCUUUUAACGGACUUGUUUCAUUAAGAGUUCUAAACAUAUCACACAACCGUUUACAUACAUUACCAGAAGGCAUAUUUGCUUAUUCAAGAGAAUUAAGGGAAGUUUAUCUUAACGAUAAUUCCCUAUUUGAACUCGCCAGAGGAAUUUUUCAUCGACUGGAACAGUUGAUUGUUUUGGAUUUAUCGAGUAAUCAACUCGCGAGUAACCAUGUCGAUCACGGGACUUUCCUUGGAUUAAUAAGAUUAAUUGUCUUAAAUUUAUCGAAUAAUGCAUUGACAAGAAUAGAUGGGAAGACUUUUAAAGAUUUAUUUGUUUUACAAAUAUUAAACUUGAAGAAUAACUCGAUUGGUUAUAUAGAAGAGAAUGCUUUCUUGCCGUUAUAUAAUCUUCACACGCUCAACUUAGCUGAAAACCGACUUCAUACAAUAGAUGAAAAUUUAUUUAAUGGAUUAUUUGUACUUAGCAAAUUAACACUUAACAAUAAUUUGCUUGUUAAUAUAGAUAGAAAAGCAUUUAAAAAUUGCUCUGAUCUUAAGGAAUUGGAUUUAAGUUCUAAUCAACUGUUAGAAGUUCCUGAUGCACUAUGGGAGCUACCGUUCUUGAAAACUCUUGAUUUAGGAGAAAAUCAAAUAUCAGAUUUUAGAAACGGUUCUUUUAAAAACCUUAAUCAAUUAACAGGGUUGAGAUUAAUUGACAAUCAAAUCGGAAAUUUAAGUGUUGGAAUGUUUUGGGAUCUUCCCAACUUACAAGUUUUAAAUAUAGCCAAGAAUAAGAUACAAUCUAUAGAAAGAGGAACCUUCAGUCGAAAUUCGCAGCUGGAGGCAAUAAGAUUGGAUGGAAAUUUCUUGUCGGAUAUCAACGGUGUAUUUUCAACGCUAUCAAGUCUUUUGUGGCUCAAUCUAUCAGAAAAUCAUCUAGUGUGGUUUGAUUACGCGUUUGUGCCUAGUAAUUUAAAGUGGUUGGACGUGCACGGUAACUUUAUUGAACACUUAGGUAACUAUUACAAGUUACAGGACGAAAUUCGUAUAAAAACAUUGGAUGUUAGCCAUAAUAGAAUAGUGGAAAUAUCAUCUAUGGCCAUACCUAAUAGUGUAGAACUGUUGUUUAUAAAUAAUAACUUUUUAAAUAAUAUUCAUGUGAAUACGUUCUUCGAUAAAAAGAAUCUGACGCGAGUGGACAUGUAUGCAAAUGAACUUGUACAUUUAGAACUAAAUAGUUUACGUUUAUCAACUGUGCCAGUAAACAAAACUUUACCUGAGUUUUAUAUCGGUGGUAAUCCAUUUCAGUGCGACUGUACCAUGGAAUGGUUACCUAUUAUAAACAAUAUGACUGCUAUGAGGCAGUACCCGCGUGUGAUGGACUUAGAAAAUGUUUUGUGUAAAAUGACAAAUACUCGUAGUGGAACUCAUGUGCCCUUAACUAAUCUUAAAACAUCGGACUUUUUGUGUGAGUAUGAGACUCAUUGUUUUGCUAUCUGUCAUUGUUGCGAUUACGACGCGUGUGACUGUGAAAUGACUUGUCCACAAAAUUGUACCUGCUACCACGACCCGUUAUGGAACACUAACGUUGUUGAUUGUUCCGGGCAAUCUUCCGUGGAAAUACCACACAAGAUACCCAUGGACGCAACCGAAGUAUUUUUAGACGGAAACAAUAUAAGAGAGUUGCAAGACCACGUUUUCAUCGGACGACAAAAGAUGCGGUCUCUCUAUGUGAAUAAUAGCAAUGUAGAUAGUAUACAAAAUAGAACAUUUGCAGGCCUAAAUGCUUUACAAAUACUACAUUUGGGUAACAAUAAACUAAAAGAAUUAAAAGGAUUCGAAUUUCAACAACUAAGUAGUUUAAAAGAAUUAUUUUUACAAAAUAACUUAAUAAGCCAUAUCGCAAACAUAUCAUUUUUAUCGCUUAAAUCGUUAGAAAUAUUACGUCUAGAUGGAAAUAGACUAGUCGAUUUCGGUGUUUGGAGUUUCAACCAUAAUCCAAAUUUAAAAGCUGUGUCCCUCGGCAACAAUUUAUGGUCAUGCAAAUGUCGUUAUCUACAAGAGUUAACCUCGUAUUUGGCUGAGAAUGCACAAAAAAUUAUUGACAUAACUGACGUAUGGUGUUGGAAUGGGGAUGCGAAGCCGCCACAGAAAAAAGAACUUAAUUUAAAUGGAACUGCCUGCAGCGAUUAUUACGCCGAUAAUUCAGUCAUCGGAAACAUGUUGGUGUCGAACUACGUUCCCAUGAUGGUCUCGACUCUUACCGGCUUUAUGUUAAUUUUAUUAGUUUUGGUCUUACUGUUUCUUUUUAGAGACUCGUUGCGUGUAUGGCUUUAUACUAACUGUGGCAUUCGAGUAUUUUCGUUUUCUGGUGCAUUUGAGGAAAAUGAGAAACUAUAUGAUGCUUAUGUUUGCUAUAGUCCUAAAGACGAAGAAUUUGUCAUACAGUCUUUAGCUACUGAAUUAGAAAAUGGUAAUCCUUCCUACCACCUCUGUCUUCACUAUAGAGAUAUUCCACAUCACGGUGCUCAGUAUAUGCAAUGUGCUCCGCCAGUAGUUGAGGCAGCGGAAGCAUCAAAAAGAAUAGUAUUGGUGUUGACUAGAAAUUUUAUGCAAACAGAAUGGUCGCGAUAUGAAUUCCGACAAGGAUUGCAUGAAGCAUUAAAAGGAUGCAUUUAUAAAUUAGUCUUAAUAGAAGAAUGCUCGGUUGUAAGAGACGCUAUGUGCGAUCCAGAUUUGCGACCGUAUCUCAAGACCAGUUCCCGUUUGAGAUGGGGUGAAAAAAGAUUUUGGGAACGUCUGAGGUAUAUGAUGCCGGAUACGUCGCAUUCAAAUCAUAAAACGCGAUCUCACAAUUAUAGAAAGAAUAUAAACACAUAUACGUUGGAUUCUUCUGUACCUAACGGAGGAAAUCGAACGUUAAAUUAUCCGGACAAAUCACCAGUGUUAGGAAAUACUGGACAGGGAGCUAGUGCGCCUCCCGAUUAUAGUACAGAGGUACGACAGUCUCCAUCAGCUGUAAGACAAACACAAGGAGUCGCUUACGGUCCAGAUGGGAGACCUAUAUCAGAUCACAUAUAUUCAUCGAUUGAUUCUGAUUACUCCUCCUUAGAACAAGGUAUGGCGCCAGGCAGACGACGAGAAUUGCGACAGUGGCCACCUCCACCACCUCUGGUGGACACGGGCAACGCCGUGCAAGCUUACCUAGUCUAGACGGGCCGUAGUCCUCUUCCAGUCACAUUGUAUAUACUUAUGUAGAUGUUAGAUUUAGUACGCUGUAAAUAUUGUAAUUAUUAGUCUUAAGUGCUAUACCAAAAUUUAUGUAAGUGAACUUACUAUUGCCUGUUUGUUAUCCUGUGUAUAGUUUCGUAUUAAAAUUUUAAAGACUGCUGUAGCAAAUAAAUAUUGUAAAUAGCAAAAACAAGUGAUC
Molecule: messenger RNA, 4366 nt
Organism: Vanessa atalanta (red admiral)
Lineage: Eukaryota; Metazoa; Arthropoda; Insecta; Lepidoptera; Nymphalidae
Gene: 18w
Product: toll-like receptor 7
Exons: 1
Coding region: 262-4149 (1295 amino acids)
Biological process (GO): signal transduction
Molecular function (GO): protein binding
Source: RefSeq, a predicted model, not a curated record